This is a messenger RNA of Dromiciops gliroides (monito del monte), 1659 nucleotides long. RefSeq names its product CCR4-NOT transcription complex subunit 2-like. NCBI's taxonomy places the organism in Eukaryota, Metazoa, Chordata, Mammalia, Microbiotheria, Microbiotheriidae. Gene Ontology annotation, biological process: regulation of DNA-templated transcription; regulation of stem cell population maintenance; nuclear-transcribed mRNA poly(A) tail shortening. Bases 97 to 1659 code for a protein of 520 amino acids. Gene Ontology annotation, cellular component: CCR4-NOT core complex; P-body. The transcript has a single exon. The record is from RefSeq and is a predicted model, not a curated record.
GGACAGACCUUGUCUGAGCCAAGACACUCCCACGCGUGCCCUUCCCAGUGUCCAGAUCUGCGUGUGGGGACAGAAGUGACAGAGGUGACCAGCAGCAUGUUUGGUGCCUCCAGAAGCAAGUCCGUAGAGGGGGUCAACAGGGACAACCCUGAGGAGAAGAGGUCCUACAGCCAGCCUGGGCUCUUUGCUCAGGGGCCAGGAGAAGGCGUGCUGGCAUCCCCAUCCAGGCCAGUGCAUCUGUCUACCUUUGGGGCGAGCUUAUACGGGCCGCAUAGGACAGUAGGCCUUGCGGGCAGGGGAAGGGGCAGCAGUACCCAUCAGUUAAAUCGCAGCUCAUCCCAAGGCACUGGGUUACCAAGCCACCUCUCCCCAACAGCAGGGGUCCCAAGAGGGUUGCUCCAGUGGCCUCCACCUCCCAGCAGGGGCAUAUUACCUGUGAAUCUCAGGAAUAGGAAGAACCAGUCCCAGGUGGGCCAGGGCACUGGAAUGGCCAGCAGGUCAAAUAGCAUGAGCAGCUCAGGGUUGGGUAGCCCUUACAGAGGCUCACCAAGCAUGAUCUCCAUGCCAGGGCAGCCACCCUCCAGACAAGCUUUUCCUGUGAAAACCAAGUCUGGGUUUCGAAUGAACAGGAAUAAGGCAUUUGGAAUGAAGAACUCUCUGUUAAGUGACAUUUUUAAUGCCAAAGCUAGAAGUGAAAAUGUUGCAGGAUUGGACCUUUCAGAUUUCCCACCACUGACCAAUCCAAACAGAAAGGAAGGAAGUGGUAACCCAACUCCAUUUGUAAGCCCCUUAGCUGCAGGAGCUCCUCAUGUUAGAAAGGUAAAAAAACCAGCAAGCGAGCAAUCUCAGGACAUUUCAUUACACAAAGAGGAUUUUCCUGCAUUGCCAGGCUCCAGCUUUAAAGAUCCAACAGAGAGUAAUGAGGACAGUGAAUCUAAUUUGUAUACACCUGGGAAGACAUUUUCAAGUCCAGAUGGACCUAAAUCCCCUGGAGAUGAAAUUUCAACAGCACAAAGCUACAACCAGCAGGAAAAAGGGAUCCAGGUGUUACCUGAUGGUCUGGUUACUAACAUUCCUCAAGGGAUGGUGAAGGACCAAUUUGGGAUGACUGGCUUGUUGGCAUUCAUUAGAGAAGCAAAGACAAACCCAGGAAUGGAACAUCAUGCAUUAGGAAGUGACUUUACAACACUAGGCCUCAAUCUCACCUCUCCUGAAAAUCUUUAUCCCACAUUUGCAUCACCCUGGGCAUCUUCACCUUGUCAGCCUCAAGACAUAGACUUCCAUGUUCCAUCUGAGUACUUAACGAACAUUCACAUUAAAGAUAAGCUGCCUGCAGUAAACCUGGGCCUAUAUGGAGAAGAUCUGCUCUUCUAUCUCUAUUACACGAAUGGAGGAGACAUGUUACAGCUUUUAGCAGCAGUAGAGCUUUUUGACCGAGGUUGGAGAUACCACAAAGAAGAACGAGUAUGGAUUACCAGGGUCCCAGGCAUGGAGCCAACAGUGAAAACCAGUACGUCCGAGUGGGGAACAUAUUACUUCUUUGACUGUCUUAACUGGAGCAAAGUAGCUAAAGAGUUCCUUCUGGAAUAUGAUAAAUUUGAAGGAAGGCCUCAUAUGCCCUCAUCUGUCAAGUACAACCCUGCUCAGCACGCCUUCUAA